Messenger RNA from Trifolium pratense (red clover), 2532 nucleotides. Its product is annotated as trifunctional UDP-glucose 4,6-dehydratase/UDP-4-keto-6-deoxy-D-glucose 3,5-epimerase/UDP-4-keto-L-rhamnose-reductase RHM1. Gene Ontology annotation, molecular function: UDP-L-rhamnose synthase activity; UDP-glucose 4,6-dehydratase activity; dTDP-glucose 4,6-dehydratase activity. The record is from RefSeq and is a predicted model, not a curated record. Gene Ontology annotation, biological process: flavonol biosynthetic process; auxin export across the plasma membrane; UDP-rhamnose biosynthetic process. The coding region runs from base 151 to 2163 and encodes 670 amino acids. The transcript is spliced from 3 exons. NCBI's taxonomy places the organism in Eukaryota, Viridiplantae, Streptophyta, Magnoliopsida, Fabales, Fabaceae.
CACAAUCGCGUAUAACUAUAUAUAUAAUACAACAAAGAAAAAGUAUAGACUCCAAAUCUAAAUCUCCGUAGAUUCAUUCGUCUUCUUCACUUUCGUAUUUGUCUCAAUUCUUCUUCUUUUCUUCUCUCUUACCAAUUUAAGUUGCUUGAUAUGGCAACGCACACCCCAAAAAAUAUCCUGAUUACCGGGGCAGCGGGAUUCAUUGCAUCUCAUGUUGCCAAUCGGCUAAUCCGGAAUUAUCCUGACUACAAGAUUGUUGUGCUCGACAAACUUGAUUACUGUUCUAAUCUGAAGAACCUCAUUCCUUCAAAAUCAUCUCCCAACUUCAAGUUUGUGAAGGGAGACAUUGCAAGUGCUGAUCUUGUCAACUACCUUCUCAUUACCGAGUCUAUCGACACAAUUAUGCACUUUGCCGCUCAAACUCAUGUGGACAACUCUUUUGGUAAUAGUUUUGAGUUCACCAAGAACAACAUAUAUGGUACUCAUGUCUUGUUAGAAGCCUGCAAGGUAACGGGACAGAUCAAAAGGUUCAUCCAUGUAAGCACUGACGAGGUCUAUGGAGAGACAGAUGAGGAUGCUGUUGUCGGAAACCAUGAAGCUUCUCAGCUACUUCCGACAAAUCCAUACUCUGCAACUAAAGCUGGGGCGGAAAUGCUUGUCAUGGCCUAUGGUAGGUCGUAUGGACUUCCUGUGAUCACAACACGUGGAAACAAUGUCUAUGGCCCGAACCAGUUUCCUGAAAAGCUAAUUCCAAAGUUCAUCCUCUUGGCAAUGCAAGGCAAAGUUCUUCCGAUUCAUGGUGAUGGUUCAAAUGUGAGGAGUUAUUUAUAUUGUGAAGAUGUUGCAGAGGCUUUUGAGGUUAUCCUUCAUAAGGGAGAGGUUGGACAUGUUUACAAUAUUGGAACAAAGAAGGAAAGGCGUGUUAUUGAUGUAGCCACUGAUAUAUGCCGACUCUUCUCGAUAGAUCCGGAGACUAAUAUAAAGUUUGUAGAGAACAGACCGUUUAAUGACCAGAGAUACUUUCUUGAUGACGAAAAGUUGAAGGUUUUGGGUUGGUCGGAGAGAACAACGUGGCAAGAAGGCUUGAAGAAAACCAUGGAUUGGUAUAUCAACAAUCCUAAUUGGUGGGGUGAUGUGAGCGGUGCAUUACUUCCUCACCCAAGGAUGUUGAUGAUGCCUGGUGGUAUGGAGAGACAUUUCGAUGGAUCUGAAGAAGAAAAUUCUGCAACAUAUGUCUCAAGUACGAACACUCGAAUGGUGGUUCCACCAACCAAGAACCCUGGCUCAUUGCAGAAACCUCCUCUCAAGUUCUUGAUCUAUGGCAGAACAGGUUGGAUCGGUGGUCUGUUGGGGAAACUGUGUGAGAAGCAAGGGAUUCCUUAUGAGUAUGGAAAAGGGCGCCUUGAGGAUCGUUCGUCACUCGUGGCUGAUAUUCAGAACGUGAAGCCAACUCAUAUUUUCAAUGCAGCAGGAGUGACUGGAAGACCUAAUGUUGAUUGGUGUGAAUCUCAUAAAACUGAAACCAUCCGUGUCAACGUUGCUGGGACUUUAACAUUGGCUGAUGUAAGCAGAGAGCAUGACCUUUUGAUGAUAAACUAUGCUACUGGAUGCAUAUUCGAGUACGAUGAAGCUCAUCCAGAAGGUUCAGGCAUUGGUUUUAAGGAGGAAGACACACCUAAUUUCAGUGGUUCUUUCUAUUCCAAAACUAAGGCUAUGGUUGAAGAGCUUUUGAAAGAAUAUGACAAUGUGUGCACUCUUAGGGUUCGCAUGCCGAUAUCAUCUGACCUAAGCAAUCCGCGCAACUUCAUCACCAAGAUUUCACGUUACAACAAAGUAGUUAACAUUCCAAACAGCAUGACUAUUUUGGACGAACUUCUUCCUAUUUCAAUUGAGAUGGCAAAGAGGAACUUAAGGGGUAUCUGGAACUUCACAAAUCCUGGUGCCGUGAGCCACAACGAGAUUCUCGAGAUGUACAGGGAUUACAUUGAUCCAAGCUUCAAGUGGGCUAACUUCACACUUGAAGAGCAAGCCAAAGUGAUAGUUGCUGCAAGAAGCAACAAUGAAAUGGAUGCAUCCAAAUUGAAGAGUGAGUUUCCAGAAUUGCUUUCCAUCAAGGAAUCACUGAUCAAGAAUGUCUUUGAGCCAAACAAGAAAAGCGCUUAAAAAAGAUCAAGUAACUUCAAGUUUUAGGACAUCAUUUACUACCAAAUAUUUGUGUUUGGCUACUUAGAUUAUCACUCAUUAUUUCAUUGUUAUAGUUCCAUCUUGUUAUUGUGUUUAGAGGAUGAUAUUUUCUAAACAGUUUUAUGCAGCUUUAUUAUAGUUUAGUGUACUAUGUUAAGAGCAUCCUUAGGGUCUUGUUUGUUACCUUGUGAGCUUGCUAUGGAGGAUAAACUUGGCAUGGAGGACAUGUAUUCUUUUAUUACUCAUAUCUUUUUUGUGACUUAUGUUUGUAUUUGUAUUCUUGUAAUUGACAUUCAUUUAAAUUUCUCAUAUAGAGAAAAACUAGUGUUAUUGAGCACUAUUAAAGCA